This is a messenger RNA of Racocetra persica, 379 nucleotides long. The record is from the annotation of a GenBank genome assembly. Lineage: Eukaryota; Fungi; Glomeromycota; Glomeromycetes; Diversisporales; Gigasporaceae.
AUGUCUGCUCAAAACAUUGAAAGCUAUAACAUCCAUGAAGAAAACAAACUUCAAAAAUGCGCAUUGUGCAAUCUUUGUGCUGAACAGGAUAGAAAGAAUAAAAAAGAAAAACGUCGCAGAGAAAAAUCACCUGAUGAUGAAAAUAUCAUUUCUCUUUCUUUAAAUAAUAAAGUGUUAGAAAAUGUUAAUAAUGAUGAAAGAAACGAAGAUGAAUUUAUAUACGAUGUGUGCGAUCUUGAAGAGUUUGUAGCCUGCAAGUUUAGAGAUAACGAAGAAAAGGAAGACCCUGUCGAAUUCUCUGCAAUUGUAAAAAUUGAAAAAGAAUUGAUCAAUGAUAAAAUUCUGUCUUUGGAAUUUGAAAACGAAGAACAAAAUUUCC